UUUAUUUAAACCACAAAAGAUUCGCUUUUUUAGAGCAACGGUUGAAUAUCUUUGAGUUAUCUUUUCCACCAAAAAAAAACUAAACACUUAUUCAAUAGUAGUAUCAACUAAAAGACAAUGUCGACUACAAUGUAUCUUUUGAUGGCAAGUCUUAUAGUAGUUAUGCUGACAAUUAUGAUGAGACCAUUGAACGCCGAAAACUCACCGCAAAGAAUGUUUGACUUCAAUCGGUUGAAUCCUGAAAAUUGUGAUUUCAAUGUUACUAUAUUUGCCACUAAAACCACAACUUGUACACGACAGAGAUGGUCAACUGAUGAUAACAAUACUGCCAAACAUUCAUCAAUCAGAUGCUGUCGCGAUGGUGAAAGGAUAUGCAUUGGAGUUAAGAAAGCCAUCGAAGGAUGCGAUAUUCACGACAAUGACUAUGUCUCUACCAUCCAGUAUGAAGUGAAUCGGAUUAUUCAAACGGGAAGCGAUUGCGGAGGCGGUAAAUAUGACAAUUGUUACAAAGAGGUGACACCCAUUCAAACAAUCAAUGGUUGCGAAGAGUAUCAACAAUGCAACGCCAAAGCAUUGAUUGAAAACCCGAAGACUCGCAAACCAAAGAAACAAAGAAAGUCUAGUCUGACGUGGCUUUGGAUACUCCUUGUGAUUGUCUUAAUAAUACUACUGAUCGCUGCCUUGACUUUCGUUUGCUGCAGAAUAUUGAAGGCGGAUGUAGGCUAUAAACAAAUGGAGGAAAACCCCACACAGAGUCCAAAGCCGCCGCCUAAGGGUUCGGCAGACAAACCAAAAUCAGCGGACAAACUAACUCGGGAACAGUCCGUAAGGUCUUCUAUUUAACUAAAUAUUUGGCAUUCAAUUGGACUCAAAAAUCAAAUAUCAUUUAUUCAAUUGAUUAUUCAUUUAU
Messenger RNA from Oppia nitens, 910 nucleotides. RefSeq lists its product as uncharacterized. The coding region runs from base 118 to 843 and encodes 241 amino acids. NCBI's taxonomy places the organism in Eukaryota, Metazoa, Arthropoda, Arachnida, Sarcoptiformes, Oppiidae. The transcript has 3 exons. The record is from RefSeq and is a predicted model, not a curated record.